Clarias gariepinus (North African catfish) is the source of this 853-nucleotide messenger RNA. It is a transcript of the gene fcer1gl, whose product is annotated as Fc receptor, IgE, high affinity I, gamma polypeptide like. The record is from RefSeq and is a predicted model, not a curated record. Gene Ontology annotation, molecular function: IgE receptor activity. Gene Ontology annotation, biological process: cell surface receptor signaling pathway. The transcript is spliced from 5 exons. The coding region runs from base 149 to 409 and encodes 86 amino acids. Lineage: Eukaryota; Metazoa; Chordata; Actinopteri; Siluriformes; Clariidae. Gene Ontology annotation, cellular component: Fc-epsilon receptor I complex; membrane.
AGAACCUCAGAAAGGCUACUCUGUCACAAGCCACAGCUUCCUGUUCAAAGAACUGCUUUCAUACAGACUUUUGCAGAAUUAUUACAGACGCCAUCCAUCUCAUCGACCGUUGUUUCGGCUCCGGCUUUGGCUCUGCUAACCUGCCAGAAUGUAUGGAUCAGGGAUAUUGAUCCUCUUGCUUCUGAAUUUUGGAGCUGCCGAGGCGAGUGGAGAAGUCUGUUAUAUCCUUGACGGGAUUUUGGUUGUCUAUGGCAUCGUGCUGACGAUCCUCUACUGCAGAUUGAGGAUCAACUCUGGAAAAAAGGAGACGACGGAUGAAUCGAAAGGAGAAGGCAUUUACCAGGGUUUACAGCAUGGCAAUCAGGAUACCUAUGAGACGCUCAAAAUGAAGAAGCAGCCUUUGUCUUAAUUGUUUGAUUUUUAAUCUGUUUUCUGAUUUAAAAUAACUUUACCUGUCUAAUAAGUCUAAUAAUUAUUUUUCCCUUUAGUUUUAGUUGGUUAGUUUUAGUUACUAACAUAUUUUAUUUCAUCAUUUAGUUAUAGAGCUUGCUUUUUACUAUUUGUUUGGCAUGUAUACGUUCCUUUUGCAUGGCGCCAUUUCCUAAGUACUGAAUGUAAAUUCCUCGUAUUUUUUUUAUUAUAUAAUUACAAUUUAAUUAAAUCACUAUAUAAUUAUGAUCAAGCAGACACAAUUAUAGGCUAUAAUUAUGUUAAUUAAAAUUAAAACACAGUGCAAUUAUAGAUUAUUACUUUGCUACCAAAGGUGACCAAGACCAAAUGUGAUAAAUGUACAGAAAUCAAGCUUUGGAAGUCAUUAACAUGAACAAAUAAAAUUGUGGAUGGAAAUAAAAAA